UGGCUCCGUCAUCACUGUGCGACAGCAGUACCUGCUCUCCACAUGUGAGAGAGAGCUGCAGCUGUGCUGAUCCAGUAAACAGGUAUGGAGGAGUGAACAGAGCUCACCUGUAACUGAGAGCAUUUGGCAAUUACAGUUCAUCUUCUGGAGGAAUCGCUCCACCAGUCUGAUUCUAAUCUGCUGAAUACAGACUGAUAGAGGGGGGGAUGGUGGAGAGCAUGGCGGCACACAGUGAGAGAGAUUCUGAGAGCUCAGCGCAGAAGAGGAUGAAUAGGAAGAGGAAUUUUAGUCGGGGAAAAGAAGGAGAAGAAAGAGGAGAAGGUGGGGAAAAGAGGAAGAUGCUGGACUCGUUGUCUGUGGGUUAUUUCCGCAGAGUCUCAGAGCGACUGGAGGAAGAGUUCGCAGAUGAUGAGGAGAGAGCUCUUUUUAUAGAGAAUGUUCUUUCGGAGGUGAAGGAUAAAGCUGGCCUUGUUGCCACGGAUAGGGCGGCCAGUGUGACCCUCCAGAAGCUGCUGUCAUUGGCUUCUCCCGCUCAGGUGGGUGAGGUGCUGGCCGAGCUGGGAGGAGAGACAGGAUCGGAGUUCCAGGCUGUGUCGUGUAAUAGGUGUGGAGGCCACGUCAUGGAGAGCGCCCUCAGGCAGGUGGCCAGGUGGAACGAAGAAACGCCCGCUGAAGAGAAGAGCAGCUCUAAAACUGAAGAAGAUAAAGAAGAAGAGUCAGAUGGAGGAGCAUGUGGGCUUCUGGAGGCUCAGGUGGUAUCUCUGUGUCGAGUGGUGAGAGAGAACAUUGUGGAGUUCAUUAAAGACGCUCAUGGAACGCAUGUUGUCCGAACUCUCAUACACUCCCUCGCCGGCUGUUCAGUUCAGGAUCAGUCUGAUACUCGACCAGCUAAAAAUCAGAAAAGAGCUGAACCUCAGCUGACAGACUUUGAAGUCCCAGUAUCGUUUUGGUGGGAGUUGAAGUAUCUUUCAGAGUCUCUGAUGGAGAAUAUUAACGUUUGUGUCACCAACCCUGCUGCCAUUGCUGUUCUCCAGACCUUGCUGAGUGUCUGCCAGAGAAAAAGACCCAUCUUGUGUAAGAAGCUAAACAAAGGCAUUGUGGGAUACUUGGCGUCUCUUAGCUCGGGUCCUGGAGUCAGUACGCUCCUGGUGUUUAUGAAGGACCAGUCCUGCAGUCGGCUCAUCCAGGCCGUGUUUCAGUCUUCACAUAAAGUCCUGCUGCAAGACAUCUACAAGAACCAUCUGAAGAACCAGCUGAUGCCGCUGGCACUUCACCCGUUCGCUAACUACACCAUACAGAGCCUUAUAGCAGCUUCAGUCAAAUACAAAAUGUUCCUGAAGGUGUUUGACGAGCUGCUUGAGGGGUUUGAGGCGAUCCUGGCAGCAGGGAACAUGGGCAUCAUCGUUCAGCUGGUAGAAAGCUGUGCUCAGAGAGAGGAACGACAGUCGGAGAUGAUACAGACCCUCCUUCAGGCUUUCCACUGUGAUGAUCCAGCGACGCGCUACAUCUCCUGUCUUCCUCUCUUCCUGUCCUUACUGACGUACGAUGUGUUCUACGGCUCAGAGGCAGCAGAGGGCGGUGCUGCUCCUCAGCGCCCCCUCAAGAUCUGCUACCACGGUUCGCGUCUGGUCCAGGCCAUGGCCUCCUUCAAAGACCGGACCCUCCUGAUGAACAGCCUCCACAGCCUGAGCUCCGCUGACCUGCUGACCCUGGGCACGGACCCGUCCGGCAGCCACGCCCUGCAGGCCCUGAUCACCUCGGCCAGUGACAAAGGGAAGGGGAAGAUUUUGAGGAAGCUGGAGGGACUGUACGUGCAGUUGGCCUGCUCCCCUUGUGGCAGUCGUCUAUUGGAGGCUGUUUGGAACAGCGCCACCAUCAGUCAGAAGCAGAGCAUAGCGGAGCAGCUGGUUCCCAGUGAAGCACAGUUGCGAUCGGACCGGUUUGCUCGUCACGUCUGGGGUAAAUGCGGCCUGACCAACUUCCAGAAGAGACGAGCCGCCUGGCUGGAGCACCAGACCGGAGAAUCCAAGAAGAGGAAAAUGUUCAGUGAUAUUCUGGAGUAACUACACAGAUGUUCACCUGGACCACUGUGACAUUUGAGUUUGGGUUGGGUUGGGAUUUGCAUUUUCUACACAAAAAAGUCAAUUUUUCCAACAUUGGCAAUUGUAUUUUACACAGUCUUGUUCAUGUAAAUACUAUAUAACUUUAAUUGAAAUUGAAAGGAUCUCCAACAUUAAACUAAUGUUUUUUUUUCUCAGA
Astyanax mexicanus (Mexican tetra) is the source of this 2259-nucleotide messenger RNA. Its product is annotated as nucleolar protein 9. Gene Ontology annotation, cellular component: 90S preribosome; preribosome, small subunit precursor; nucleolus. Bases 207 to 2063 code for a protein of 618 amino acids. Gene Ontology annotation, biological process: endonucleolytic cleavage in 5'-ETS of tricistronic rRNA transcript (SSU-rRNA, 5.8S rRNA, LSU-rRNA); endonucleolytic cleavage in ITS1 to separate SSU-rRNA from 5.8S rRNA and LSU-rRNA from tricistronic rRNA transcript (SSU-rRNA, 5.8S rRNA, LSU-rRNA); ribosomal small subunit export from nucleus. The record is from RefSeq and is a predicted model, not a curated record. NCBI's taxonomy places the organism in Eukaryota, Metazoa, Chordata, Actinopteri, Characiformes, Acestrorhamphidae. The transcript is spliced from 12 exons. Gene Ontology annotation, molecular function: RNA binding.